This is a messenger RNA of Xiphias gladius (swordfish), 1787 nucleotides long. Its product is annotated as UDP-glucuronosyltransferase 2A3-like. Bases 196 to 1770 code for a protein of 524 amino acids. The transcript has 2 exons. NCBI's taxonomy places the organism in Eukaryota, Metazoa, Chordata, Actinopteri, Istiophoriformes, Xiphiidae. The record is from RefSeq and is a predicted model, not a curated record. Gene Ontology annotation, molecular function: UDP-glycosyltransferase activity.
CCAAGAGGUGGAGUCUUUACUUCAAGGGUAUACAGGCAGCUUGAUCUGUGCCUGCCUUCUAUUACAGAUCCAAAGUGAAAGACAAAGUCAUCUUCUAAGCAGUGGUCUAAGUUUAUAUCAGUGUUUUGUCUCUUUCAUCCUGCAAGCAUCUAACCCAAGAUUCAGCUGAACCGCACUGUCUGAGAAGUUUUGAAGAUGAUCUUGUCGCUGGCUUCCAUCAUCUCUCUUUCAGCUGUCAUUGUUCCGGUUGUCCAUGCUGGGAAGGUUCUGGUGUUUCCACAUGACGGCAGCCACUGGGUGAACAUGAAUGUACUUGUUGAGGAGCUGCAUUCAAGGGGACACGAUGUGACAGUUCUUCGGGCUGUAGACAGCUGGUACGUCAGCGAAAUGUCUCCACAUUACAAUACUGUCACAGUGGACAUGGGCAGUGGUGCAAGUGAGGAUUUUUUUCGUCUCCUUACCACUGAAGUUAUUAAAAUUAAACGAAACGGGUCUGUGUGGGACCGUUUCGCUUUAGACACGGUGUUAAAAGAUAAAUUCUCUGAAUUACACAAGAGAGUGUCUGAAUUGGUCGAGUACAUUUUUGAAAAUAAAGAGUUAAUAAAGUCUCUUCAAGACGCCAAGUAUGAUGCAGUUCUGACAGACCCUGCGAGCGGAGGAGGUGUAAUGCUGGCUCACUAUCUUGGAUUGCCGCUAGUGUUUAAUGCUCGAUGGACUAUUCACGGUGAGGCCCAUUUUGCCAUUGCACCCUCUCCACUUUCCUAUGUCCCGCUUUCACCUUCAGAAUUAACAGAUCACAUGACUUUCUUUCAGAGGAUCAGAAACAUUGUGUUUUAUAUCAUGAGGAUGCAUCUGUACAAACAGAUAGCUGGAACACAUUAUUCUGCAUUGUCAAACCGCUACAUUGGCCCAGAUGUGGACUAUUUCUCCUUGUUUCAAGCAGCAGACCUGUGGCUGAUGAGAGUGGACUUUGUGUUUGAGUUCCCUCGUCCCACCAUGCCUAAUGUUAUCUAUAUGGGAGGGUUCCAGUGUAAAGACGCAAAACCUCUGCCUCAACACCUGGAGGAGUUUGUGCAGAGUUCUGGAGAGCAUGGAGUCAUCAUCAUGUCUCUGGGGACUUUGAUUGGAGAGCUUCCCCACGAUUUAGCCGAUGAAAUCGCUGCAGCUUUUGCUAAAUUACCACAGAAAGUCAUCUGGAGGUAUAAAGGUGACAGACCAGCCACUCUGGGCAACAACACUUUACUAGUCGACUGGUUGCCACAGAAUGACCUCCUAGGACAUCCAAAGACUAAACUAUUUGUAAGUCAUGGGGGAACAAAUGGAAUCUAUGAGUCUAUAUAUCACGGGGUUCCAAUUGUAGGCAUUCCCUUUGUGUUUGAUCAAGCCGACAACCUCUCCAGAGUGAGAGCAAAGGGCGCUGCAAUGGUUGUGGAUUUAUCUGAAUUGGACAGCAAAGUAUUUCAGACUGUCAUACAGGAAGUCCUGCACGAGCCCUCCUACAGGAUGAACAUGCAGAGACUCUCCAGGCUGCACAGAGAUCAGCCAAUGAAGCCGCUGGACCGCGCCCUCUUCUGGAUAGAGUUUGUCAUGAGACACAAAGGUGCAGCUCACCUGAGAACAGAGUCCUACAGACUGCCCUGGUAUUCCUACCACUCUGUAGAUGUCGUUUUAUUUUUGCUGACAGUUGCACUGCUUAUUUUGUUCAUUUUUGUUGGGUUAGUAUGGUCGUGCUUCAGACUGUGUUUGAAAAGAAAAAUGAAAUCUGACUAGCAGAGAAGGAAGCUUUG